Triticum aestivum (bread wheat) is the source of this 3177-nucleotide messenger RNA. RefSeq names its product wall-associated receptor kinase 5. Gene Ontology annotation, biological process: cell surface receptor signaling pathway; protein phosphorylation. Gene Ontology annotation, molecular function: calcium ion binding; protein serine/threonine kinase activity; ATP binding. The transcript has 4 exons. Gene Ontology annotation, cellular component: plasma membrane. The record is from RefSeq and is a predicted model, not a curated record. NCBI's taxonomy places the organism in Eukaryota, Viridiplantae, Streptophyta, Magnoliopsida, Poales, Poaceae. Bases 206 to 2998 code for a protein of 930 amino acids.
UUCAAAAACGUUGCCAGUCGUCUUUCUUUUUUCUUCGCAACGCCGAUGGAACGUGUAAUUUCGUUUUACAAAAUGGAGUACUCCAGUGUAAUCCCGUUUAGCACAGUGAUGUUGGACAGGUAUAUAUGUGCAAGAGGGCCAACGCUGCAAGCUAAAGCAGCGAGACACCUAAAGCUCAAUACACCAUCUUCCCACAAAUACUGUGAUGAAGAAGAUGAGGCUCCUCUGCUUGCUUGCGCUGCUGUUGCUACGGACGGCAACGGCACGAGCAUCCGCUGCCGUGCAAGGAAGCCAGGCCGGGAACAGGAGUAGUCUUCCGUCCCUGGCCGGCUGCCAGAAGAGCUGUGGCAACCUGAGUUUCGAGUACCCGUUCGGCAUAGGGGCGGGCUGCUUCCGGCCACCGCAGCGGGACUUUGAGCUCAUCUGCAACAAUGCCGACGGUGCCUCGCAGCACCCCAGACUCUUCCUGCACGACGGCCACACGGAGGUCGUCGGUGAUAUCAUCACGAGCGAUGAGGAUGGCUUACCAGAAAUUGAUGUAUCAUUUUCCCGUUCCGUCUCCGUGAGCCCUGAGGUCGAGGCAUACAACAUGUCCUGGAAUCCAUGGAAAUCUCCCUGUUACUAUCAUGUAAGUUUAAACUUCACUGGUUGCAACUUCGACAUGUAUAUGCUCGACCCCGACACCAACAAGAUGGUGGGUGGAUGCAAUACUACAUGCCCUCACGAAGAUAUCACGGAUUCGGUGGCCAGGCAGGACUGCAACGGUACAGGAUGUUGCACCACCCAGGUUUACUCCGAGUUUGCUAGGGGCUUCGACAUCAAGUUUGUCCGCCACAAGAUUGGGAAGCUGAAGCUCAAAGCGCACAAUAACCGAAGCUCCAUAUGGGAUACGAUUGAUGUAACCUCUAAUGACGCCUUAAUUACCUGGGCUAUCGCCGUUGAUGAACCUGGCCCCUUGGGAAACAGUACAGAUUAUGCAUGUCUCAGCAACCAUAGCAGCAGUCAACUGGCUUAUCAGUAUCACUAUACAGAUACUCCUCAGUAUAAUUGUUACUGUGACGGUGGUUACCGAGGCAAUCCAUACAUAACCGAUGGCUGCUCGCGUGACAAAGGAUACGAUCCGAUACAACGGAAGACCAACUGCUCUAGAUGGUGUGGGAAAAUCAGUGUCCCUUUCCCAUUUGGCCUAGAGGACGGUUGUUUUGCAAGGAUGUCAUUUCAGCUCCAUUGUACAAAUUCGUCAAUGCCUGCCCUCCAGUUUCCUCAAAACACAAUAUACCCCACUUAUGUAAAGUAUAUAAAUAUAACAGAGGGGCUAGUGAAUGUUAAAUACAGCUUAGAUGGUGAAGGGUACCGUUCAGUGUUUGUAUCUGGAGAUCCAGACCUAUAUGUUGCCUCUGGGGGUGUAGUACCACAGCAGUGGGCCGUAGCCAAUUUAUCAUGCCAGGAGGCACAGGAGAAUAGGACUGGAUAUGCAUGUGUCAGUAUGAAUAGCACAUGCUUGGGUGUCAGGUCUGAACGAGAAUAUGUUGGUUACCGUUGCAAAUGUAUGGCCGGCUUUGAUGGGAAUCCAUAUAUCACGGAUGGCUGCAAAGAUGUUGACGAGUGCAAGACACCAGGCACAUGUAAUGGGACUUGUCAUAACACCGAAGGAAGUCACUAUUGCACCGAAUGUCCUAGAAAUACAGUGUAUGAUACUACAAUAAAGAUGUGUGUAUCAACUAAAGAGCAGAAUCUGGUACUAGGUAUCGCCAUUGGGAUUGGCGUUGGUUUUGGAAUUCUACUUCUCAUAUCAAUUGUAAUAUUAUUCGUCCAUAGAUGGAAAAAAGGCAUCAAGAAGAAACUGCGAAGAAAGCAUUUUCGGCAGAACCAAGGUCUACUCCUUGAACAAUUGAUAUCUUCAGAUGAAAAUGCGAGUGACAACACUAAGAUUUUCUCACUAUCAGAGUUAGAAAAGGCAACAAAUAAUUUUGAUCCCACACGUAUCGUUGGUCGUGGAGGGCAUGUCAUGGUUUAUAAAGGCAUCUUAUCCGACCAACGGGUAGUGGCCAUAAAGAAGUCUAAAGUCAUUGAGCAAGUAGAGAUAAGCCAGUUUAUCAAUGAGGUUGCAGUCCUCUCCCAGGUAAAUCACCGGAAUAUUGUGAAGCUCUUCGGUUGUUGUCUUGAGACCGAAGUCCCACUGUUAGUGUAUGACUUCAUCCCUAAUGGUUCAUUAUUUGAAGUCCUUCAUGCCAAUACCACUAGCAGCUCAAUCUUGUCUUGGGAUGACUGUUUGAAAAUUGCUGCAGAAGCUGCUGGAGCACUCUAUUACCUCCACUCGGCUGCUUCAGUAUCAAUAUUUCAUCGUGAUGUGAAGUCCACUAACAUACUCUUAGAUGGAAAUUACACAGCAAAAGUUUCAGAUUUUGGUGCUUCAAGGUUGGUUCCUAUAGACCAAACUCAUGUCGUUACAAAUAUACAAGGCACCUUUGGAUACUUGGAUCCAGAAUAUUACCACACGGGUAUAUUGAAUGAGAAGAGUGACGUCUACAGUUUUGGUGUAGUGCUUGUAGAGUUGCUGCUCAGGAAGAAGCCUAUUUUUACAACUGACUCUGGGCUAAAGCAAAACUUGUCCAACUACUUCCUUUGGGAGAUGAGGGAGAAACCACUCGCAGAAAUAGUAGCUACUCAAGUUCUGGAGGAAGCAGCAAUUGAAGAGAUUAAUGAUGUCUCUAGUCUUGCAGAGACUUGUUUGCGACUACGAGGCCAAGAGAGACCUACAAUGAAACAAGUGGAAAUGAAAUUGCAGUAUGUGCGAUCCAAAAGGUUGAGAGCAUGCCAGGUUGCUGUGACAAAUGAAUACAUGCAACCCUUGUCAAGUGGACAAAGCCAAGAUACUCUUCCUAUGUUGACUACUCCGAGUGGUAUAGCAGACAGAGUUAAUAUAGCUUCUCAGAGGAACCAAAAUUGCUACAGCUUGGAGCAAGAGUUCAUGGCAUCGGCGACUCUCCCACGCUAGUCCAUCGUGUUCUUAGCAUUAAUGUUUGGUUGUCUACUUUUCCUAUUGAAGUGCUAUAUCAUUUGCCUCCUAUGAUGGAGAGGGUAAAGUAUACUCUACACUGUAUAGUGCACUAAAUAAUGGGCGCUUUAUACUGUCCAGAUUGGAAAGUUUCAUUCUUAUUCUUGCCUUAACAAAAA